Messenger RNA from Nicotiana attenuata, 1992 nucleotides. Its product is annotated as splicing factor U2af small subunit B-like. The transcript is spliced from 3 exons. Gene Ontology annotation, cellular component: spliceosomal complex; U2AF complex. Gene Ontology annotation, molecular function: pre-mRNA 3'-splice site binding; metal ion binding. The record is from RefSeq and is a predicted model, not a curated record. Gene Ontology annotation, biological process: mRNA splicing, via spliceosome. Bases 831 to 1661 code for a protein of 276 amino acids. NCBI's taxonomy places the organism in Eukaryota, Viridiplantae, Streptophyta, Magnoliopsida, Solanales, Solanaceae.
UGAAAACAUAUAAGCAGGAUAAGGGAAAAUCCCUAAUUGGAGUCCCUGUUGUGCAGAAAUUUUUAUACAACAGAAAAUUUUGUGUUGCAGUCCAUUGUUAGGUUCGCAAUGGAGCAGAAUUCCUCCUUUUUUGCAGAAUUUUUAGAUUUUUAGAUUUGCAGAAAUCUUGUUGUGCAGAAAUUUUUAUACAGCAGAAAUUUUUGUAUUACAGAAUUUGUAUCGCAAUGGAGCGGAAUUCCUCCUUUUUUGCGGAAUUUUUCAUAUUGUAGAAUUUUUUAGAAUUGCAGAAAUUUCGUUGUGCAGAAAUUUUUAUACUGCUGAAAUUUUUGUAUUGCAGAAUUUUUCAAGUUGCAGUCUAUGUUAGGUGCGCAAUGGAGCAGAAUUCCUCGAGUGUGAUAGGAAAUUUGGGGGAAAAGGGGUCGAUGGUUGAAGAGAAAGAGAGAGUUCAUUAUUUUUAAUUGAGUUUUAAUGGGGUAUAUUUUUAACCCAAACAUAGGCUCAUAUCCGUUAGUUUUGCAAACCCUGUUAAGGGAUAGACUAUAUUUGUCCAGUUUUACAAAGAUAAGGGAUAUUUAUAUUUAAUGGUAUAGAUAAGGGAUAAAAAUAAUCCUAUAGGCAUAGUUAAGGGAUUUUCUAAGUCUUCUCCUCUAAUUUAUAGACAGUUUUGGUAGUUCGUCAAAUAAUUAAUUAUAAAGAACGGGGAAAGUGUUUAUGUAUACUAAUUGUCAUUUACAUGUCGCGUUUCUGCUUUGUUUAAAAUCGAUUUGACUAUAGGGUUUUAAAGGGCAAGAGCAUAACCCCAAAAUCCACCGACAUACUUUCCAUUGAUCAUGGCGGAGCACUUGGCUUCCAUCUUCGGCACGGAGAAGGACAGAGUCAAUUGUCCUUUCUACUUCAAAAUUGGUGCUUGCCGUCACGGUGACCGUUGCUCUCGCCUCCACACCAGACCUACCGUUUCUCCCACUCUCCUCCUCUCCAACAUGUACCACCGUCCAGACAUGAUCACCCCUGGCGUCGAACCCCAAGGCCAGCCUCUCGAUCCCCGUAAGAUCCAGGAACACUUUGAGGAUUUCUACGAGGACAUUUUUGAGGAGCUUAGUAAGUUCGGUGAGAUCGAGAACCUCAAUGUCUGCGAUAACCUCGCCGAUCACAUGAUCGGAAAUGUUUAUGUUCAAUUUAAAGAGGAGGAUCAUGCCGCUGCCGCUUUGCAGGCCCUCCAGGGCCGAUUUUACUCUGGCCGCCCUAUUAUUGUCGAUUUCUCCCCUGUCACUGAUUUCAGGGAGGCUACCUGCCGUCAGUAUGAAGAGAACGACUGCAAUCGUGGAGGUUAUUGUAAUUUCAUGCAUGUCAAAAUGAUUAGCAGGGAACUAAGGAGGAAGCUUUUCGGCAAGUACCAUCGACGUCGGGGUAGCCGCAGCAGAAGUAGGAGUCUGAGCCCGCAUCACCGGAGGGACUAUGACAGGCCUGACCGUCGUGACUACCGUGAUUCCCGGGAUCGUGACCGCAGUGGUAGAAGAAGCCACAGGAGAUACGACAGUGAUGGUCCCAGAAGGAGAAGUAGGAGUCCCAGGCCGAGCAGGAGCCCUAUUAGGGAAGGGAGUGAGGAACGCAGAGCUAGAAUUGAACAAUGGAAUCGAGAAAGAGAGGAGAGGCAAAUCUGAUGUUUUUCUGAUUGAUGUCUUCUGUCAUCCAUUUUGGAAUUAAAGCUGCUUUGCGCAUUUUGUUGUUAAGGAUGCUGAUGUGGUACCCUGCUUGUGACUUCACCUAUGGAGCAUAUAUUGGAGAUGUAAUCAUGAACAACUUGCUGCAUUGCAGGAGCAUUUAUUCUAGGGACACAGAAGCGAUAUGAAGAAACUGAUAUUUAGUUUAGUUGCUUGCUAUAUUUUAGACCCUAUCAGGACCGAAUUAUUAAAUUGAAUAUGAAGCAUUGACUUCUGCUGCUGCUCUGAUACAGAUCUUUGCAUAGUAUAAAUAUCGCAAUUAGUUUUCUUU